Neoarius graeffei (lesser salmon catfish) is the source of this 4029-nucleotide messenger RNA. It is a transcript of the gene smug1, whose product is annotated as single-strand-selective monofunctional uracil-DNA glycosylase 1. The record is from RefSeq and is a predicted model, not a curated record. The transcript is spliced from 3 exons. NCBI's taxonomy places the organism in Eukaryota, Metazoa, Chordata, Actinopteri, Siluriformes, Ariidae. Gene Ontology annotation, biological process: base-excision repair. Gene Ontology annotation, molecular function: single-strand selective uracil DNA N-glycosylase activity; oxidized pyrimidine nucleobase lesion DNA N-glycosylase activity. The coding region runs from base 6 to 905 and encodes 299 amino acids.
CCAGAAUGCACCACGGCUCCAAAGUCCUUUUGUUGCCGGAAAGCGAGCGGAUAAUGCUCGGACACAACGAGCUUCCGAGGUUGGAUAAAGGAGACACGACUCAGGAGGAGGAACAGCAGGUGGAGAAAAUCGUCUCGAACCCAGAUGGAUUUUUCCCGAACUGUUCUCCAGCAGUGGCCGCUUUUCUCCAGGCUGAGCUGGAACUCAGUGCCUGUCUGCGAACUUUGACCUUUAGGGAUCCGGUGCGUUAUGUGUACAACCCGCUUGAGUACGCGUGGGAUACACACCUUCUCUACGCUGAGAAAUACUGCCACAGUGGACAGAGUGUCCUGUUCCUGGGGAUGAACCCAGGACCUUUCGGCAUGGCGCAGACCGGAGUUCCGUUCGGUGAGGUAAAGGCUGUGCGUGAUUGGCUGAAGAUCUCUGGCGAGGUGGGUCGUCCUUCUAAUGAGCAUCCCAAACGCCCAAUCAGAGGCUUUCUGUGCUCUAAGAGUGAAGUGAGCGGUGCACGGUUCUGGAGUUUCUUCCAGGAUCUCUGCGGAGAGCCUGAACGCUUUUUCCGUAACUGUUUUGUCCAUAACCUGUGCCCCCUGAUGUUCAUGAGUGAGUCAGGGAGGAACGUGACGCCCCCCGAGAUGCCCGCUGAGGACCGCAAUGUCCUGCUGAGCCACUGUGAUGCCACACUGUGCCAAGUGGUCCGAGCCCUGGGCGUUUCCGUGGUGAUCGGAGUGGGUAAGGUGGCAGAGCAGCGAGCCCGGCGUGGCCUGGCUGAAGCUGGAGUGGAAGUGAAGGUGGAGGGAAUCAUGCACCCUUCACCCCGGAACCCGCUGGCCAACAAGGGCUGGGCUUCUGUGGCUCGAACCCAGUUAGAGCAGAUCGGGGUGUUGGAUUUGCUCACCAAGUGACUGAAGACUUACAGAAUGUUUUAUUUGUAAAUAUUGUUUUAUAUAAAGUACACUACAGUCAGUGAGUCCUUCAGCUCAGAUCGACUCAAUCAGACGAGACGUGUUCAGGGUCUGAAGCUCAUGUCACGAUUCAGUGCUAAUGGAGGGGUUCCGCCUCCGGUUCAGUCUCUCACAGUGGUGUGGGAUCAGUGUCUCUCUCUGUCACACACACACACACACGCCGAGACACGCUGUUAUAGAUACACGAUAGAUCCGUCUAGUCCAUGAUGGUAAACUGGAGCCUGCAAGAUUCCAUUACCUGUUAGCAACAUUAGCCAUGUAGCUUCAGUACAAAACAAAAGAAAGAAAGUUCACACACCGAGCGCGUCUCGACUGAGCGACGACGUUCAGAGGAAAAAAGAACAUCACGGACCGUUUAUUUUGGCUGCUUUAAUCAGCCACAAAAUGGAAAUCCUGUUCUAAAAUCCACAGUUACUGCAGUUUAUAAAUAAUAUUAUGGUCUUGGAAAGAAAGAAAGAAAGAAAGAAUGCACAGAAAGGUGUAAUAAAAUGAAAGGAGAAAAAGAAACAAAUAAAGAAAGAAACAUCACCAAAGAGAGAGAUACUGAAAGAAAGAAUUACAACAGAAAUGGAAAGAAAGAAAGAAAAUGCAGAGAAAGGUGUAAUAGGAGGAAAGAAAUAAAGAUUGCAAAAGAGAGAUAAAGAAAGAAAACAAAAGACAAAGGCAAAAAGAAUUACAACAGAAAUGAAAUGAAAGAAAGAAAACUUAAGAGACAUGGGGAAAAGAAAGAGAGAUGAAACAGACAGACAAAUAACAGACAAACAAACAAACCACAACUAUGACAUAGCAAAAGAAAGAGUAAGAAAGAUGGAUAGAAAACAAUUACAGCACAAAGUUUUUAAGAAAGAAAACAAAGACUGAAAUGUAACAGACAGUAAUAUGUGAUGGACAGAAAGAAACUAAGAAAAAAAUUAAAAACAAAGAUGGAAAGAAAAACAACAGACAGAUGUAGAGAAGAAUGGAUAGAUUUUUUAAACUCAUCACUGUAAUUUAAACGUAUGCUCCUUGUCGUGGUGUUUUAUUAGGGCCCGAGCACCGUUCGGUGCGAAGACCCUAUUGUUUUUCGAAGGAUUCUUCUUCUUAUGUCGUGUUUGGCCUUAUUUGAGGCAUUUCCCAUGCACAAAAACUCAUGAAAUUUGGUAUACACAUCAGUCAUUGUUCUCACUACUCAGCCACAGACUUUUGGCCCUGGGCGUGGCCCAGGGACUUCAUAGCGCCCUUUUUCCAUUUCCCAUUGAAAUGAAUGGGUAGAACUUUGGAAUAAUGUCAUAAGGCCAUUUGGAGUGAAAUUACACAUGAUCAUUUCUAACGUACUCCUCCUAGACGGUUCAUCAGAUUUAUGUCAAACUUGGCAAACAUGAUGCCAAGAUACUGCUGAAGUUAAAUCGCGAAGGGAUUUUUGAUAUGUUGUAAUAUGUUGAAAUAUUAUAACAUAUAAUAUGCCAAGAUAUUGCUGAAUGUUGAACUUGAUAUCUUGUAAUAUGAUUCUGAUUCUGAUGCUCUUUAGCCGUUAUGGGCCUGUCUGGUAUAGCGCCACCAACUGGCCAAGGAAAGAAUAGGGUUUUGAAUAUGUGUGUUUUGACACAUGAUGAAUUUUAACAUGCUCCUCCUAGACGGUUCAUGAGAUUCAUGUGAAAUUUGUUAUACGUGAUGCCAAGAUGUCGCUGAUAUUAAAUUGCGAAGGGAUUUUUGAUAUCUUGUAAUAUGUUGAAAUGGCCUUAUGAUUUUAAUAUCUUGCCACAUAAACAGGAAACAUGUCAGAAAGCCACAGUGCAUUGACUGUAUGGUCGGACACUUCUUACUUCAGUAGAUAUUAUGAUUAUUAUGAUAACCUGAUGCCCAAUGGGCCUGCCUGUUAUAGCGCCACCACCUGGCCAAGCAGGAAAUGUGCCAGACAUUGGCAAUGCCUUAACUGAUUGAUCUGACACUUUACAAAAUAUUGUGUAUUAUGAUUGUGAUGAUAUUCACAUGUGUAAUUCAGAUGCCUAGCACAGCGCCACCAUCUGGCCAAGCAGGAAAUGGGGAAAAAUGUUCAAUUCAUUGAUGGAUUGAUCUGAAACUUUACAAAAUAUUGGAUAUCAUGAGUCUGAUGAUAUAACACAAUUCUGUGCACACUCAUACACACACAGUCAUAUGCAUAUUUAUGCAUACACACACUCUCUCACAAGUAUGCACUCACCUGCACAUGCAACAUCUAUGAGCGCACUCUCACACACACUCUCUUUCACACACACACACUCUCUCACAAGUAUGCACUCACAUGCACACGCAACAUCUAUUAGCGCACUCUCUUUCUCACACACUCUCUUUCACACACACACACACACACACACACUCUCUCUCUCUCUCUCUCUCUCCCUCCCUCUGACAAACAGACACACACACGCACAGACAAUAAUAGGGAGCUCCAGCAGAGCACCAUACCUAAGAAAAAAUGGUAAACCCAUCGAGUCGAUUUUUUGUGGUUUGUCUGUGUACGUGUACCACCAGUCAUACUCACCGCUUAGUGGCCAGUGCUGGCCAGUAAAGAAAUAAAAGAGACUGGCUAGGAUAUAAGAAAAUUCUACAACCCAGAAGCAGAUGGGAGCUCCGCUUUUAGGCAGUGCCGAAAUCUAUAUAUUAGUGACCUGCCAUCAUUGUGCAUUUUGUUGCAGACAUAUGAAAACUCUGCAUGUACACACACACACACACACACACACACUGCAGACACAGGGAAGCUAAGAUGACUUAAGAUUACAGCGUAAGAUAGAGAUAAGGAGGAGACACAUGUAUAGUUUUGUACAUAUAUAAAUGUACAUUUUCACAGCACAGAAACACACACACACUUGCAGUCUUUGUCUGUCUAUCUCUCAUCCGUCAAGCAGUCAUGGCAUUUGCAACAUGCACAUCACCUUUGAACAUUUGAUGAAUAUAUGACAUGUGACUGUUUUGUUGGGUGGCAGAAUGUCCUGGAUUGCGGAGCCACACGUGCGAGGGCCCGUCAAGGCUGCUAACGGCUUUAAUUAUUGUUUCCCUCAAGUUUUUUUUAAUUAAUUAAUAAAUACAUAAUUAUUAAACACUGUGA